AUGAACCCUUUCUCGAUCAAUGAGGAAGGCGACCCUGCCUUCGAGUCACCGACUGAAUACGGUUCGAGCUCAAGAACGAUUGGAAAAGCCCGAAGUGCUUUACCAAAAGAUCUGGAAUCCUGGUCUACCAUCUAUGAACGUGAUAUGUACAUGCAGACCUGGGAGACAGUGGCCAAUCUGGUUCUCAACCGCGAGGGCUUCACUCUGUGGGAUCAUUUCGACGAGUACAACCAGGUCGUAAAGGGUCUGCCGAAGCCCAGUGGCUACUCUUUCUUGGGCCCCAACAACCCGGACCCUGGCCUGAGGUUGACUUACUGGGGUUUGAGCACUGGCCUUAGUCACGCUGUGCGUGGGGACGACGGCAGAGAUUACAUCGUCACUCUGGUUACUGUGGGCAAAGAAGGCGACGAGCGUCUACGAACCCUUCGUCGCCUCUCAUUUUCGCUUCACCCUCUCCUGAGCAGCAACCAUAUUCUACCGAUCAUCAAAGAAAUCACGUAUGAAGAUCUCACCUUUGUUGUGGUGCCCAAAGCUAUGUAUAAGGCUGUAGAGGCGAUCGUCGACAUUCAUCAGCAUCGUAUAGCGCAUCGGGAUCUUUUCCUUGAUAAUUUUAUCGUAGACUGGUUUCCUGAAUCUAUGAUUUCCAGGAAAUCGGUGGUCAAACCUCGAGUUUACCUGAUCGACUUCGAAACUGCCAUCGACAUGUCUGAUCCUGAGCAGCUGUGCCGCGGGCUUCCGUUUCCAGAUGACAAAUAUUUUCGCCCUCGAGCACCUGAACUCAGCACACCGGACGAGCCUUAUUGUCCAUUCCGUCUCGAUAUCUGGCAAUUUGGAACCUCGGUCCUCAAGCACUUCCCGAGUUCAGGCAUUCCAGAGACCGACGCCAUCUGGCCACCCCUGGUAUCAGAAAACCCUCGGGACCGCCCAGCUGCAAAAGAGGUGAUGGACAAGCUCAAUGAGAUUGUCCGCUCCAUCCCGCCUUCCGACCUUCAUCUUCCUGUCAAGGACACAUACUUAACGGACAUGUAA
Cyclocybe aegerita is the source of this 1029-nucleotide messenger RNA. NCBI's taxonomy places the organism in Eukaryota, Fungi, Basidiomycota, Agaricomycetes, Agaricales, Hemipholiotaceae. The record is from the annotation of a GenBank genome assembly.